AUGAGAACAUCUACCAUGAUCCUAAGAGGUGUAGCAAGAAAUGCUGCACUAAAUGUCAGAGCAAGCGCAAUGGCAAAUGCAUCUCCAAUGUUUUUGAGGGCUUCCGCUGCUGCUGUAUGUAGAUCUCAAGUUCCAUCUAGAUUUUCCGGCGUGAGAUUCUAUGCUGACGAGGCUAACAAGGAGACACAAGCUGAUGCAAAUGCAGGAGCUGAAUCCAAGUCAUCCGAGGGUGAAGCUAAGAAGGAAGAAGACAAUGCUAACUUAACUGAGGAACAAAAGACCAUCAAGGACCUACAAGCAAAAUUAGAUGCUAAGACAAAGGAAGCUUCUGAGCUCAAGGACCGUUUGCUGAGAUCUAUUGCUGACUUCAGAAAUUUGCAAGAGGUGACCAAGAAGGAUGUCCAAAAGGCAAAGGACUUCGCUUUGCAAAAGUUUGCUAAGGAUUUGCUCGAAUCUGUCGAUAACUUUGGCCAUGCAUUGAACGCAUUCAAGCCAGAAACUGUGGAGAAAUCACAGGAAAUUUCUGAUUUGUACACUGGUGUCCAGAUGACCAAGGAUGUCUUCGAAAAGACAUUGAGAAAGCAUGGUAUCAAGAAACUCGAUCCUCUGGGCGAAACUUUCGAUCCAAACAAGCACGAAGCAACCUUUGAAAUUCCUCAACCUGACAAAGAACCAGGGACUGUCUUCCACGUGCAACAAGUUGGGUACACUUUGAACGACAGAGUUAUCAGACCUGCUAAAGUUGGUAUCGUAAAGGAUCCAGAGAACUAA
Molecule: messenger RNA, 771 nt
Organism: Kluyveromyces marxianus DMKU3-1042
Lineage: Eukaryota; Fungi; Ascomycota; Saccharomycetes; Saccharomycetales; Saccharomycetaceae
Gene: MGE1
Product: mitochondrial nucleotide exchange factor MGE1
Exons: 1
Coding region: 1-771 (256 amino acids)
Biological process (GO): protein folding; protein import into mitochondrial matrix
Cellular component (GO): PAM complex, Tim23 associated import motor
Molecular function (GO): adenyl-nucleotide exchange factor activity; protein-folding chaperone binding; protein homodimerization activity
Source: RefSeq, a predicted model, not a curated record